CUUCGAUUCCCCCAUUAAUUCCACCUCCUCCAAUCCGACUCCAGCAGCACCAGCCUCUCUCCUCUCACUUCUCAGCAGCUAAGCUACCAGCCAUUCUUCUGAUCGAUCAGCCAGCUACUUCUACCUGCAGUGAGUGAUAUAUCGAUCCAUGGAGGGCGACUCCUCCAGGCAGGGAGGCGGCGGCGACCUCACCAAGUACCGCGGCGUGCGCCGGCGACCCUGGGGCAAGUUCGCCGCCGAGAUCCGCGACUCCAGCCGCCACGGCGUCCGCGUCUGGCUAGGAACCUUCGACACCGCCGAGGAGGCUGCCAGGGCAUACGACCGAGCCGCCUACUCCAUGCGCGGCGCCAACGCCGUCCUCAACUUCCCUGAACACGAGCACGUGUACGCCCGCGGCUCUUCCUCUUCUUCCUCCUUGAGGCCGCCGCCGCCACAGCAGCCCGGUGGCGGCAGGGACGUCAUCGAGUUCGAGUACCUCGACGACGAGGUGCUGCAGGAGAUGCUCAGGAACCACGACGAAUCGCCCGCACGAAACAAGUAG
Messenger RNA from Phragmites australis (common reed), 541 nucleotides. Its product is annotated as ethylene-responsive transcription factor ERF096-like. Gene Ontology annotation, molecular function: DNA-binding transcription factor activity; DNA binding. Gene Ontology annotation, biological process: regulation of DNA-templated transcription; ethylene-activated signaling pathway. The transcript has a single exon. The coding region runs from base 149 to 541 and encodes 130 amino acids. Lineage: Eukaryota; Viridiplantae; Streptophyta; Magnoliopsida; Poales; Poaceae. The record is from RefSeq and is a predicted model, not a curated record.